CUCGAGGAGGCGGUAGUGGUGAGUAGUGAGGGCUAUUCAAUCAGUGACAGUUUCGAUGACAUUUCGGAGGAGUCCAUGAGUGUUGAACUACCUCCAGAGGAGGAAGAGGAGGUGGAGCAGAGGGAACCGGGCCAGCUGGUCAUCGCCAACACCAACGCAACCGCCAGACACAUCACUUUCUGCAGUACGCACUCCCUGAACCCCGGACGGCAUCAUCAAGGGCAGUCAACCGCCCUAACGGGGGAGUUUACAGCAACAUUUGUCAAUUCUAGCACGGUGCAGGACUUUGAUGUCUGA
Dibothriocephalus latus is the source of this 297-nucleotide messenger RNA. NCBI's taxonomy places the organism in Eukaryota, Metazoa, Platyhelminthes, Cestoda, Diphyllobothriidea, Diphyllobothriidae. The record is from the annotation of a GenBank genome assembly.